AUGUCGUCGUCGUUGUCUUCUUCUUUUUCUUCUUCUUCUUCUUCUUCUUCUUCUUCUUCUUCUUCUUCUUCUUCUUCUUCAACUCUUCCACUUCUACCUUAUCUUAACUUCAUCCUCAUCUUAUUCUCCUCCUUCUUUUUCCAUCUAAAAAUCUUCUUCCUUCUUCUAAUUCUUCUUUUUCUUCUUUUUCUUCUUCUUCUCCCAGCUAAAAUUCUUUCUCCCAUUCUUCUUCUUCUUCUUCCCCUUCUUCUUCCCCCCAUCUUAUUCCACUUCCUCCACCUUCUCUUCUUCCUCAUAUUCUUCUUCCUAUUCUUCUCCUUCCUCUUCUUUCUUUCUUUCUUCUUUCAUCUAACCCCCUUUUUCCUUCCCUUCUACUUCCUGCUACUUUUCUUCUUUUUUCUUCUUCUCUUCUUUUUCUUUGUCCUCUUCUCUUUCUUUUCUUUCAAUAUUCUUCUUUUCUUUCUUUUUCUUCUGUCAUUUAACUAUAACUCUUAUCGGUCUUAUGGACUUUUACAGAAAAUCUGCCAUCUUGUCUCCUCAUUCUUCUCUUCGUCAGAACGUGUCAAUUUUCUUCGUCCUCUUCCAUCUUCUUUUCUUCCUUUCCUUCUUUUUUCUUCUGUCAUCUUGCUAUGA
Messenger RNA from Acanthosepion pharaonis, 633 nucleotides. Lineage: Eukaryota; Metazoa; Mollusca; Cephalopoda; Sepiida; Sepiidae. The record is from the annotation of a GenBank genome assembly.